CAGCAGGCCUCGUACUCUGGGGGAAUUCCUGGUUCCACCCUUCUGGGAAUGGUCUCGCCCACACCUCGGGGCGGGGCCGAAGCUCUCCGCGGCUCCACUGAGCUCCGCAACAGUUCAACGGAGACGCGGGAAAAUGGCGGAGCACCGUUCCAAGACUUUGGGGUCUUUCUCGGAAGCCGAACGUAGUGUCUCAGGGAACUCCAAGGCCAAAGGGAGAAGAGUACCAGCUGGAAGAAUAGUAGAGUCUCGGUAUUUGCAGUGUGAGAAGAAAAAAGUUGUUAAGGCACUUGCAUCUGAUACUUCCAUCAACAGUUCCAGUGGGAAACAGACUGAAAGUGGAAAAAAAUCUGUGUCUCAGAAGGGUAGUACAGAUAAUAAUCAAAUUGAAAAGGAUGAUUUGCAAUCAACUCUGUUAGAAGGACACAAAACUUCCCCUCCUGAUCUGGAUCUUUCUGCUAUUAAUGGUAAAAGUCUCAAGAAAAAGAUUCCGCAAUUAGCCAAUAAAGCUAGUACGGCACAAAAUUCCAAAACACCAAAAAAACACAACACAGUUUCCCCAGAAGAUAUGAAAAUGAUGGAGUCACAGACGUUACUUCUAACCCUUCUGGCAGUGAAGAUAAAAAAACGUCUUGCAGUAAUGGAAGAAGAGGAAGAAAGAAAUCUAAUCAUGUUGUGUGAAGAAAAGGACAAACUGCAAAAAAAAGUGCAGGAAUUGAAACACAAGCUCCUAGUUCAACAGAAAGAGCAGGAAAUGAUGGACGUCCUUGCUACCCAGAGUGAAUUGCUUACUCCCUUUGUGGCAAUGUCUGAGGGUUUUAAGAAGGAUUAUAAAACUUUUGCCACUGCACUGGACUCUACCAGGCAUGAACUACCUAUGAAAUCCAUUCACAUGGAAGGAGAUAGGGACAAGUUUUUAGAUGAGUUACGACACCAACUGUCUAUCACACAAAACUUGUUGGCAGAAGUUACAACUGACCACUUAGGACAGAAUGCUAAAGUGUUUGAUGUGUUGGGUGAAUUUAAAGAAGUAGUGCGGAAAAAGGAUAUGGAACUCAAAAGGAGCUUUGUCCAUGUGCUUAACUUAUCCUCUGAAGUCAGUAAAGAAGCUGCUUUAACUAACCAAGAAGUCUGGGAAGAGACUCAAGGCACACAGAACCUAAGCCAGUGGUAUUUUAAUCGAGAACGUUUAGAGGAUACUCCAAAAGACAACUGAAGGCCAAAUAGGUGCUUGUAUUUUUAGGUUUAUCACAUCAACAAGUUGUCUCUGACAUAUUUUUACUGGUUUGGUUUUCUUAUGUUUUUUCUGCCAUAUGUGUAAAUAUUUGAGUACCUUUGAGAACACAUUUUUGUCUUUUUAUGACAUUCAGAACACUUAGCACUUUAAAUUGAUGUAUAUUAAAUGUUUUUGCAUUCUAUUAUGUGAGAGAUUUGGGUUAUCAAAAAUAAAAGAUUCCUGACACAAAA
Messenger RNA from Trichosurus vulpecula (common brushtail), 1464 nucleotides. RefSeq names its product HAUS augmin like complex subunit 8 (gene HAUS8). The coding region runs from base 134 to 1213 and encodes 359 amino acids. The record is from RefSeq and is a predicted model, not a curated record. NCBI's taxonomy places the organism in Eukaryota, Metazoa, Chordata, Mammalia, Diprotodontia, Phalangeridae. The transcript is spliced from 11 exons.